CCAUAUUUGUUUAGACAUAAACUCUCUCUCUCUCUCUCUCUUCUUCAGUACCUCUUGUUCUCUACUUUUAUUCACCAAUCCUAUCUCAUCUCUCUGGCUUUUAUUUUCCUUAUACAUCUGGAUUGACCCAUUUUUGGUUAACUCUCCUUAAGCUUCUAAGUCAACCACUUCAGUUUCUGUCGGCUGUCUCUUCCCAGAUCUCAACAUAUCUUUGUUAAGAUAUAAAUAAGUUUGAUUAAAUGACGGAACCUGAUGAUGCCUCGCGAGAAUUACCAGCUAGAGAAGGAGAUACCUCGUCACAUCAAGAUCUGUCCAAACCUGUCUCACUCGAUCUCAAGCUCAACGAUAGCUUCAACGAUGAACAAAAGGGCACAAAGUGUGAAUCCAACCCGAGAGUCUUUUCUUGUAACUACUGUAGACGCAAGUUCUAUAGCUCUCAAGCUCUUGGAGGUCACCAAAACGCUCACAAGCGAGAACGAACAAUAGCUAAACGAGCAAUGCACAUGGGAAGAAUGUUUGGUCAGCAUCACAGGCCCUACACAUACACUUCUUCUUCUCUAGGGAUGCAAGCUCACUCCGGUCUACUUCACCAGCCUCAGCUUCCUCCUCCUCAUCUUGCAAGGUUUCAUGAUCAUCAAGGGUAUUUUGGUAACACUGUGCCGUUGUUCUUUGACUAUGAUGAUGGUAGCGAUUUAUUCUGGCCCGGGAGUUUUCGUCAGGUCGUGGAGGAAGCUGAAGCUCCAGUGGUGGUGGCUGUUAGAGAGUCAGGUCUUGAUCUUGACUCGGUUGCAGCAAAUGGAAGUGUGGUAGAUAAUAUUAAUAACAAUUGCUCAAAGCCUGAUCUUACAUUGAGACUAUAAUAUUCAUCAUCUCUUGUGUCUCAUUUUCUGUUGUUAGAAACUUAGAGCAUGAUUAUUGCAGGUCCCUUAAAACGGGUCUCUUAGCGUACAGUCCCUUAGCUUUUAACUGAAAACGUUAAGGGAUGUCUCUUAUAUAAGGGAUUUAAGGGACGUCCCUUAG
Eruca vesicaria subsp. sativa (arugula) is the source of this 1020-nucleotide messenger RNA. The record is from the annotation of a GenBank genome assembly. Lineage: Eukaryota; Viridiplantae; Streptophyta; Magnoliopsida; Brassicales; Brassicaceae.